AUGUCUAUUCCCGGCUUGGGACAGAUCCCUGUCCAGGCCCCGGCGUCAUCGAAGCGCAUUGUCAAGCUCACGCCACUGUCGGAAUGGCGUUUUGCCGUGUCCCAGCCAGCAGUGCGGAUCCGGCUCCUCUCCGGCACGGCCGAACGCGACGGAACGGAGUUGGCCUCGAACCAGCCGUACAGCUUUGCCCGCACGCAGUCCAAACUGUUGACCUGGCACGGCUGUGAGCUGGAGGUUGACGGCACGUGUGACCGCGAGUCGGUGGCGACGGUCGGCAGCAGCGGCCAGUCUGCCACGACUCCGCCGCCAGUCGUCUCGUACCUGAACCUGCACAUGCUUCUGGCAGCCGAGCGUGCAGCUGUGCCGCCGCCGGGAUCGUCUGCUCGGCCAACGGGCGGGCCAGCGGGGCCCCGAGUACUCGUCUGCGGCGGCCCACAGACUGGCCGGACGAGCCUCGUGCGCACGCUGGCGGCAUGGGCCACCAAGAUGGGAGGUGCCGGCAGCAGCUCGUCGGAACCACAGCACCAGCAGCAGCAGCCUUGUGUGGUGAACGCGGACCCGCGCGACGGCCUGCUAAGCCUGCCAGGAACGCUCAGCGCGGCCGUGUUUGGCACGCUGAUGGACCUCGAGACCGAGGGCGGCGGCGGCUGGGGCGGCGCGCCGAGCAGUGGACCCAGCGCCGUGCCGGUCAAGCUGCCACUCGUGUUUGGUUUUGGCUAUGCGCGGCCGGCCGACGCGCCAACGCUCUACCGGGAUCUGGUUACGCGUCUCGCCGGCGCCGUGACAGCCCGCAUGUCCGACGACCCGGCCGUGCACGCCGGUGGCCUCUUGAUCGACACGCCGGCCGCUGAAGCCGAAGCCGGCAACGUCAACGCCGACAUCGACCUGCUCGCACAUAUCGUCGACGAGUUCUCGGUCAACCGCGUCGUCGUCCUUGGCGCCGACGCCCAGCUCUACUUUGGCCUCGCUCAACGUCUCGCCCGCGAGACCACCACGUUUGGCGAGCCCGUUCAGGUCAUCCAGCUCGACGCAUCUGACGGCGUGGUCGCGCGCACAAACAGCCUGCAGCAGCAGCAGCACGAGGCCUGCAUCCGCGAGUACUUUUUUGGCGACGCCAAGCGCACGCUGGAUCCGUACACGCAGCUGGUCGACUUUGACGCGCUGACCGUCUACCGCCUCCCGGAUGCCGGAUCGGCCGACUCGCGGCUUGAAAAGGUCGAAGCCUCCAACGCCCUCAUGCACUGGACGCUGUCCGUCAUGAACGCGUCAAAUCACGACCCGCCCGACGUGGUCCAGCACGCGGCCGUACUGGGCUUUGUCUACGUUGCCGACGUGGAGGCGGACCGGCGAAAGAUGCGCAUAUUGGCCCCUGUGAGCGGCCGACUGGGCGAUCGACCUCUCGUGCUUGGCCGCUGGCCUGAGCCAUACAUCAACCUUGUGGGCUGA
This is a messenger RNA of Grosmannia clavigera kw1407, 1446 nucleotides long. RefSeq names its product mRNA cleavage factor complex 2 protein. Gene Ontology annotation, molecular function: polynucleotide 5'-hydroxyl-kinase activity. The coding region runs from base 1 to 1446 and encodes 481 amino acids. Gene Ontology annotation, cellular component: nucleus; mRNA cleavage factor complex. Lineage: Eukaryota; Fungi; Ascomycota; Sordariomycetes; Ophiostomatales; Ophiostomataceae. The record is from RefSeq and is a predicted model, not a curated record. Gene Ontology annotation, biological process: tRNA splicing, via endonucleolytic cleavage and ligation. The transcript is spliced from 3 exons.